Molecule: messenger RNA, 2846 nt
Organism: Leptidea sinapis
Lineage: Eukaryota; Metazoa; Arthropoda; Insecta; Lepidoptera; Pieridae
Product: zinc finger protein 502-like
Exons: 6
Coding region: 148-1203 (351 amino acids)
Biological process (GO): regulation of transcription by RNA polymerase II
Cellular component (GO): nucleus
Molecular function (GO): zinc ion binding; RNA polymerase II transcription regulatory region sequence-specific DNA binding; DNA-binding transcription factor activity, RNA polymerase II-specific
Source: RefSeq, a predicted model, not a curated record
UUUGCCAACCGCGAAUUUGCGAAACUAUUACGGUUUCGGAGUAUUUACAUUGUCUCUGUGUAAAAGCAAUAUUCUUUGCUAAUAGUAAAAUCUCUAAAGUAAUAAAUUAAAUCUAUCAAGCUAUAAAGUACCUCAUAUCACUGAAACAUGCUUCCUGUUUUAUGGAUGAUGAACCGAUUAACAAGCCAAAGGCGUCAUCGCAUUUCUGGCUAUCGGGAAAUAGAAGGUCCUGAGUAUUGUCGAACAUGCUUAAGCACUCGUGAGCUUACUUUUAUAUUCAAGAGCAAGGAUGCAGAAAAACGUUCACAAGAACUGCGACUUACGACGGGCUUAGAGAUUAAAAUUAAUGAUGGUUUAUCACAGAAAAUUUGUAAAACAUGUGUAGAUACAAUACAAAAUAAUCUUAAAUUUAGGCGAACAAGCCGUAAAGUUCAUAAGAGCCUGCUUCUUAUGAAACUUAACAGUCAUUAUAGCAAAGUAAGAAAGCUGCAGACACCAAAACUUGAAAUACAAGUAGAAAGCCUGGGGUAUGAUUUCGAUAAUGAUUUUGGUCAAGAUGAAUUACCAACUGAUUAUCAGCAUGAUGAGGAUAAGCCAAAGAAAGAACGACAGAAAACAAUAAAAGUGAAAAAGAAAAUUGGAAUAGCAAACUCAAGUUCCUACAAAUGUCAUAGCUGCGGUAAAGAGUUUCGUAUGAAGUCAACCUAUAGGGCACAUUUACGGUUUCAUACUAGCUACUGCGUGUGUGAGUCAUGCGGUAAACGUUGCAGAAACAAUAACCAACUACAGGAGCACAAGAGGGCCCGACACGGCCUGGGCAAGAUACACAAGUGUGCAUAUUGUGAAUACAGCUCUGCUACUAAGGAAGCACUCACGAUACACGAACGUCGUCACACCGGUGAGCGGCCGUAUAUAUGUGAUCAUUGUGGGGCCACCUUCCAUCGCAGAGCCAACUUGGUGCAGCAUAUAGCAAUACACUUGCCGGAAAAAAACUUUCAGUGCGACAUGUGCCCGAAGCGGUUAAAAUCGCGAAAGUUCCUGCAAAUUCACAAGCACAACGCGCACACGGGAAAACGGUUCGGAUACCUGUGUCCAGUUUGUGAACAUCGCUUCGAGAAGCCAAACAAAGUUCGCGCGCAUGCUCGCCGCGUGCACGGAUUGCCCGACGAACAUAUCGCGCCCAUUAUUAGAGUGCAGCUGUAAUAUUUGAUCUCUGUCUGUUUUAUCCAAGGGAGCAAGGUUAUGCGCAUGUUCGCCGCGAGCACGGAUUGCCCGACGAACAUAUCGCGCCCAUUAUGAGAGUGCAGCUGUAAUAUUUGAUCCCUGUCUGUUUUAUCCAAGGGAGCAAGGUUGUGCGCAUGUUCGGCGCGAGCACGGAUUGCCCGACGAACAUAUCGAGCCCAUUAUGAGAGUGCAGUUGUAAUAUUUGAUCCGUGUCUGUUUUAUCCAACGGAGCAAGGUUGUUGCCCAUGUUUGCCGCAUGCACGGAUUGCCUGACGAACAUAUUUCGCCCAUUAAAAGUGCAACCUUGGCCGUCAGCGCAAAAGUGGACUAAGCUUGACACAAACAGAAUGAAAAUAAUAGUGUAUUCUUUGCAUAAAAUGUAUUGUAGUGGACUUAAGCCACUAUGCAUAAGUUAUGCAAUUAUUGUCAUACAUUUUUCUAAAUGGAGUUGGUUACUUUGGAAUAGUAUUGAAUAAGUCGAUAUUUUUUUCUUAAAUUACCUUUGCAUUUAAAGUGUAUAAGCAGGGUUAGGCCAAACAAGUAAGUAACGCGAAAUAUUAACAGUUUUAAUAACUACAUUUAAAAAUUAAAAUAGGCACACAAACAAACUACCAUAAUAUUUACGACAUCUGUAUUGUAGUUAUAAACUAAACUAAACUAUAAUAACGUUCACAGCCAGCCACGGACGAGUAAAAAAUAAAGGACACCGCGCCGUGAUAUUAGCAAGUGAAACACCUUUAACACCACAGUCCAACAGUUAUUUAUCAAACAUCUCAGAAAUACUUAUACAUAAAGAUAAAAUAAUAAAAAUGAAACAUUGCAAUUUGAACUGUUUCUAAUUAAUAAUAAUCUUUUAACGAUUUUUAAACGAGGUAAGGCGAGUCAAUGAAGGAAUUAGUUAUUUUAUAAAUAGUCGAUAUGAUCAAUGAUGUGUACUUCUGUUCUCCUAAGAUUAAGUUUUUAAUUUACCUAGCCUCUCUUGAUAGUAAUGGGGCAACUUUUUCUGUACGAUAGUAUUUUUAUACAUUUAUUUUGUGCUCUUUUUAGCCUAUACCCUGUGAACAAUAUAAAUAGGUGACAACAAUUUACAAAAAUACUUUUAAUGAUAAAGUUAAAUGGAUAUAAUAAGGAGAAAGUUGUUAUUAUCUAUUUAUUUUUAUUAUAUAUCAUUUUGUAUCAUUGCGCAAUCUUCUGUAUUGUCAAUAUUAUAAUAAAUUCUGAUACCUACAGAUUAAAGUAAACAUGGACUUAAUCAUUGAUAAAAAUUCCAAAAAAUAAAGGUCCAAGAUGUGAUCCCUGAGGAACUCCAGCGGUAACUUUUAUUGUCUCCGAUAUCAAGCCUUUGGUUGAAACUAGUUGACUACGAUUUUUAAGAUAUGUAGAGAUAAAACUAAGCAAAUUGCCAUGAAUUCCGUGGGAUUUUUAAGCUUCCAUAACAAUAAUUCGUGGACAAACUGUCGAAGGCCUUAGAAAAAUCCUAUGGAAAAAAUGUAUAUGGAGUCAACUUGUUCUCCAUAUGAAAUUAGAAACGUAAGAAUAUUUACUACUGAAAUACAAUAUAAAAUUAAAAAAAUAACGAGUCUAAAGUGAUGCCUAGGCAUGUUGUUGUUUCUAGUACAUCA